AUGACGACUCCAAUUCCUGAAGAGCUUCACGAAACUUUUGUAAAUGAAGCAAAUGCCUACAUUGCCGGCUUUGUCUCAUUAAUUGCUAAUUUAGUUCUGAUUUAUGUCACUUCAAAAGUUAAAACGUAUUCCAAAGAGUUCCAAUGGACACAGUACUAUGUGGCAAUUCUAAGGCUCAUAUUUUCAAUGGUAGUUGUAGUGACAUCACCGACAUUAGUCUAUGUCUCAAAAAUGAAAUCAUUGUACAUUGUAAAAGGCGGAUUCUUUUUGCCAUUUGAUAUGGGAACAUUUUUCCUCACUCUAUUUGUAUUUUUUGUUGUUAUUUCAUGUUGUUCGCCAACGAUUCAAUAUCUGCAAAUUUGUCACGUUUUAUCCGACAAUGGUCACAAGAACCCCAAGUUUGGUCCAAUUAUCUCUACAAUUUCCGUAAUUUUUGGAAUUCCCACUCUCAUACUUGUCUAUUUUGGAUAUACACCAUCUCCGGAAGAAGCCACGGAAGCCAAGCAAAUUGUAUAUUAUUUAAAUGGGGAGGGUGAUAGUGCUUUUCUCAUGAUCACUGCUAAAAGAGGAGGUACUAUUGAUUGGACAUCAAUUAUUUGUACGGUUUACAUCUUUGUUAUUAUGAUUUCUUCGUCGAUUACUGUAUUUAUAUGUGCAAUUAACAUUUAUAAACAAAUGAAAAAGAAGAUGCUGAGCGAUGCUGCGAAGAAAUCCCAGCAGCAAAUUAAUUUGAUUCUGCUUCUUCAGUUCUUAUUUCCAUUUCUUCUUAUCCAUAUCCCGUUUUAUGAAUCGUUUAUAUUUCCAAUUUUUAAUAUCGAAAAUCCAUUUCUAGCAAAUAAUUUGCCGUUUUUGUUUUCCUGGUGUCCGGCUAUCAAUCCAAUUUUGGUUAUGGUCAUGGUUAAGAAUGUGCGUGAUAGAUUACUAUGCAGAUCAGCCGGCUCGAAAAUCUCAUCAAGUAAUAUGAUUCAAGUACGCCAGCAAUCACAAGUGGUCAGCUCACGUCUGAAAUGA
This is a messenger RNA of Caenorhabditis elegans, 1011 nucleotides long. RefSeq names its product Serpentine Receptor, class T (gene srm-2). Bases 1 to 1011 code for a protein of 336 amino acids. NCBI's taxonomy places the organism in Eukaryota, Metazoa, Nematoda, Chromadorea, Rhabditida, Rhabditidae. The record is from RefSeq and is marked reviewed. The transcript has 6 exons.